AUGCAUGCGAGACACCUACUCGUCUCCUCCGGCUUCCUCUUGGUCGCCGCGCUCUGUGUCGUCGGCCUCCUGCCCUCGCCUGGGUGGCCACGGUCGAAGUCGUUCCCGUCUUGGCUGCCUCCUCCGAUCAACAGAAGAGAGCACGACGACAGCACCGACGGCCACCCGUGCGACUAUUCGGACGGACGAUGGGUGAGGGACGACGCUGCCGACGUGACGACGUACACAGAGGACUGCCGGUUCCUCGACCCCGGCUUCCGGUGCACACGGAACGGACGCAGCGACUCCUCCUUCAGACACUGGCGCUGGCAACCUCAUCGCUGCGUCCUCCCUAAGUUCAACGCGACGGAUAUGCUGGAGCGGAGCCGGAACGGCAGGAUCGUCUUCGUCGGGGACUCGAUCGGCCGGAACCAGUGGGAGUCCAUGGUGUGCAUGCUCGCCGCCGCCGUGCCGUCGGCGGCCAGCGCGUCGGCCAGAGUGUACGAGCAGUCCGGGAAACCGAUCAGCCGGCACAGGGGCUACCUCGCCAUGGUUUUCGCCGACUACAACCUCUCCGUCGAGUACUACCGCGCGCCGAUGAUCGUGAUGGUCGACCGCUUCCGGCCGGCAAACGACGCGACGACAAGCAGCGGAGGCGUGAGGGGAGCCGUCCGCCUGGACGUGAUGCCACGACACGCCGACCGGUGGGCCGGCGCCAACGUGCUUGUGCUCAACACCGGCCACUGGUGGAACCACCACAAAACCGUCAAGGCAGGAAAAUAUUUCAUGGUUGGCAACCGCUUGAACAGAACCAUGAACAUCAAGGAAGCUUUUCGACUGUCUCUGCAAACGGUGAAAGAUUGGGAAUUGAGCAGUGCCCGAUGUUCCAAAAGCUAUUUCUUCUUCAGGAGUUAUUCUCCCUCGCAUUAUAGCAAUGGCACCUGGGACAUUGGUGGUUCGUGCGCUGGCCAGCGAGAUCCACUGACCACUAAUGUCCACUUUUUUGGUGAAGAGUACUCAUGGAUGAACGCGAUGAUUGCGAAGAUGACGGAUGGUAUUAGGAGCCACGGAAGGAAGGCAAGGUUUCUGAACAUUACUCACAUGACGGAGCUCAGACCGGAUGGCCAUCCGUCAGGGCACCGGGAGCCGGGAACGCCGCCGGGCGCGCCGGAGGAUUGCAGCCACUGGUGCCUCCCGGGCGUGCCAGACGUUUGGAAUCAGGUCCUCUACGCACACCUCUUGUCCACAGGGUAUGACAAACGCAUGAAGGAGAGAUAA
Miscanthus lutarioriparius is the source of this 1257-nucleotide messenger RNA. Lineage: Eukaryota; Viridiplantae; Streptophyta; Magnoliopsida; Poales; Poaceae. The record is from the annotation of a GenBank genome assembly.